AUGCCAUAUUCUACAUUUCCACUGCUGUGCGUCUUGGGGCUCGUCGCGCUCUCCUCCACGUGCUACAUCCAGAAUUGUCCGCGAGGCGGGAAGCGCUCUUUUCCUGAUCUUCCACGACAGGUGAGUUUAUUCGUCGAUUUAAAAUGGUUAAUAAAGUCACUCAAUUUUGUUUCCAACUAACAGUUGAUUGGUUUUAAUUUGGUUGUUCGGAAUGGUAACGAGUCCUUUGGUGUUUUAAGAAACCUUCUUGGUGCAAAUAAUCCAUUGUUUAAAUUAAGUAGCCUAUUUAUUCUAAUCAGUUAGGCCUAUAGAUGAAAAUAAAAUAAUUAUGUCCGAUUAGAAUCAAAGCAGCUUCAUGUGGAUAGCCUAUAUGCUGCCAGACAUUCAUUGCUCAAAAUAGGGAUGAUUUUGGUGACAUAAUGGUCCUUCAUGUGACUACUUGCUCAUGCUCGCAAUAUUCAAUCUAGACUCAAAGUAGUCUAGAUACUAUUCAUUUCAACCACUGAAACGCAGUAAUCAGCGGGAAUGAUACACUCAGGUGUUGUGUAGCCGUGUUUCCAAUGCGCUAUGGUCGUGCGUAAUCGCGCUUUUAUGCAGUGAUUAACAAUGGAUGCUUUCAUUUCCAGUGCAUGUCGUGUGGUCCCGGGGACAGGGGCCGCUGCUUUGGCCCAAGUAUCUGCUGUGGGGAGGGGAUGGGCUGCUACGUGGGCUCCGCAGAGGCAGCUGGUUGUGUGGAGGAGAAUUACCUGCCCUCCCCCUGCGAGGCUGGAGGAAGAGUGUGUGGCUCUGAGGGAAGCUGUGCUGCACCCGGGGUCUGCUGUGACUCAGGUAAGACGGUUAAAGACCGUAAAUGGUGAGCUUUGAAACAGUUGCUUGAAUAUUUUACUGGUUUUACUAAUGGGAGGUGACUUAUUGUGUACUUAUUUGAACCAAAUAUUUUAGCAUCAUCCACUAGCCAUAAUACUAUGAUUUCACUUUAAAUAUUUUAUUUUUUUAAUCUAUCUUGAUGUUUUGUUAACUAUAUGAUUCAUUUAUUUCCUACUUCUACAGAGAGUUGUGUGCUAGACCCAGACUGCCUAGAGGACAGUAAACGUCAGCCACCCAGCGAACAGAACGCUCCCUUGAUGGGCGGUUUGACAGGAGACCUGUUACGGAUCUUGCAUGCCACCAGCAGGGGGAGACCUCAGUAA
Molecule: messenger RNA, 1190 nt
Organism: Coregonus sp. 'balchen'
Lineage: Eukaryota; Metazoa; Chordata; Actinopteri; Salmoniformes; Salmonidae
Source: the annotation of a GenBank genome assembly